Molecule: messenger RNA, 2930 nt
Organism: Malania oleifera
Lineage: Eukaryota; Viridiplantae; Streptophyta; Magnoliopsida; Santalales; Ximeniaceae
Exons: 5
Coding region: 235-2121 (628 amino acids)
Source: RefSeq, a predicted model, not a curated record
AAAAGUUGCAGGCCAUGGGCCAAUUAUCACUAAAACAGUGAAACAUCAAGCUCCACUGCUGCAGAGUCUCGCCCGUCGCUCCCUCCCUACACCUGUCUCUCUCUCGUCUCUCCGGCCAUGGUUGAGGCAGGCACCGUCGAAGGAAGAUGAGGAACGGGGACGACAAUGGUAAUGCGCUGUUGCGAGAAAAUGCUGGCCGUUUUGUAGCAGACUUUGUGCUUGAUAUCUACCGCUAUGUCAAGAUUUUUGACCUUCAGAAGUGUUAGGAGGGCCGGACAUUCAUUUCUGUCUAGUCGGAGCAAUAGUUGUUCAGAAGUUAAAAAUAAAAGGGAACAUUAUAGAGUUGGGUUCCCUUACUCUCUUUGCAGAUUAUACUUGCAGUUUAAAUUUCCUGAUCGGGGAAAUGCCUCACAUAAGUUACAGAAAGCUCAUGAGAACUUGCGGAGUCAUAGCAGUUCCAAGAAUUUCUAUGUCCUUUCAGCAAGUAAUACAAUCUCACACAAUGCCCAAAUUGCCUGGAAGAGGCUUUCUCAGAUAUGUUCAUACAGUGGACCGGCUUUACCACCCAUAAGUAGGAUUGCUUGUGCUGUGAGCGUGGCUUUGACUAGAUCUCAUCUUGUAGCUCCUGGUGUUAUUGCUUUUAUAAUUGGAGAGCUUGCUUUCACACAAAGAACAUGGGCUUAUGCAGAACCCUUGCCAGCAACAAAUUCUCUAUGCAUGCAUGUGGAAGAUGGACAUGUUUAUCUAAUUUCAGUUCUCUUUUCGCUUUUAGAGGGCUUGAUAUUGUUUUUCAGAGUCAUUUAUUUGGCUAUUUUAUUCUCGCCUUGCAUUGCUAUGGCUCCUUUCGUGGAUUCCCUUGGCCUUCAAUUUAGAAAAACAUGGAUUAGUAUUGUCCAUCUUACACUGGAAAAAGCGGGACCGGCAUUUAUUAAAUGGGGUCAAUGGGCAGCAACAAGACCAGAUCUCUUCCCUCCGGACUUGUGCAUUGAGUUAUCAAAACUACACACCAAAGCACCAGUGCACAGUUUUGCUUUCACAAAGAAGACUAUUGAGAAAGCAUUUGGUCGCAAACUGCCCGAAAUUUUUGAAAAAUUUGAAGAGGAACCUAUUGCAUCUGGAAGUGUUGCUCAAGUUCAUCGAGCUACUCUGAAGUACAGAUAUGCUGGCCAGCCAACCAAGCCCAUAGUAGUUGCUGUAAAGGUUAGACAUCCAGGUGUUGGCGAAUCAAUUAGAAGGGAUUUCAUAUUAAUUAAUUUUGUUGCCAGGAUUUCAAAGUUCGUCCCUGCUUUGAACUGGUUGAGAUUGGAUGAAAGCAUACGGCAAUUUGCUGUUUUCAUGAUGUCUCAAGUUGAUCUUGCAAGAGAAGCUGCCCAUUUGAGUCGUUUUAUUUAUAAUUUCCGCAGAUGGAAAGAUGUGUCAUUCCCAAAGCCUUUAUAUCCUCUGGUGCAUCCUGCUGUCUUAGUGGAAACUUAUGAGCAAGGUGAAUCUGUUCUGCACUAUGUUGAUGAGCUUGAAGGACAUAAUCAGAUUAAAAGUGCCCUUGCUCACAUUGGGACUCAUGCUCUGUUGAAGAUGCUUCUGGUAGACAAUUUUAUCCAUGCGGACAUGCAUCCGGGAAAUAUUCUUGUUCGACUAAGCAAGGCUCCACAAAAGCGGCCUGAUAAAUCAAGGCCUCAUGUUAUUUUCCUUGAUGUAGGCAUGACUGCUGAACUUUCAAAGAGAGAUCGAUUAAACUUACUGGAGUUUUUUAAGGCUGUUGCCCUUCAAGAUGGUCGCAAUGCUGCAGAGUGCACACUUAGAUUAUCUAAGCAGCAGAAUUGCCCAGACCCUGAGGCUUUCAUUGAGGAAGUGGAAAAAUCCUUUAAUUUCUGGGGUACACCAGAAGGUAGUAUACUCCAUCCUGCCGAAUGCAUUCAGCAUUUGCUUGAGCAAGUUAGGCGUUAUAAAGUCAACAUUGAUGGCAAUGUUUGCACUGUAAUGGUGACAACUCUGGUUCUUGAGGGUUGGCAGCGGAAGCUUGAUCCAGAAUACAAUGUGAUGCACACAUUGCAAACCUUGUUAUUCAAGGUUGACUGGGCAGAGUCUCUUUUCUACACCAUUGAAGGACUCAUGGCCCCAUAAAAGGUGCUUAUUUUUUUCCCUAAAAAAUUUUUAAUAGGGAUAAGAAAUAAAAAUAUAUAUAUAUAUAUAUAUAUAUAUACACACACAUAUAACCACAGAAAAUUUUGUCUUCAAAAUUUUAUUCGACACAUUUUUGGUUUCGAUAAUUCUAUCAGAUCUUGAAUCAUGUUGGUAGGAGUAUUCUUUGGAACUUCCCAAUUUGCAAUGUCAAGAUUCUCUUUGUUGUACUAUUUAGUUGGGACUGUCACAGACAUUUUAUGCUGGACAGUAGAAGAGAGAAAAUAAAUAACUCGGUGACAUUAUAUCUAGACACCUCUUAAUCCCAAUGUAUGUGUUUUGGAGCUUCAAUUUGGUUUAGUGUGGCAUUUGCGGUUUAUUUUCCAGUGGGGAUAUAAAGACGGGAGAUGUUAUCAGUUUGGUAGUUUGAAACAACUGCUCUGCUCCCUCAUUCAAUCUUCAGAACGUACGCGUUUUACAGUCAGACGGUGGAACCUGGUGCCUGCUCCCUUUUUCCACUUCACUAUUCACUAGCUUGGUCUACUAACAAUAUAUUAUUAUUAUUAUUAUUAUUAUUAUUAUUAUCCUUUCCGUUGAGAAUUUAAAUUUGGCAUGGAAAUAACCAUCUAUUGUAAAUUUGUAAUUAAGUGACCCAAUAAUGGCUCCUCCUACCACGCUUCUUUCAGUUCUGUUGAAGUUCUCAAAAAACUAGGACUAGAAUCUUAAUAAUACCUGUGAUUAAUCAGUCUUUACAGAGCAGGAGUUAAGCAUAUCUCCAAUACCCUGAAAGCGUACUGAUUUGGAGAUUCAUU